AUGUGGCGGCGUACUUACCUGCUUCUGGUUCUGAUACGGCUGUGGUUCGCCCUGUCACCCAGCUAUCUACACCCCGACGAGAAUUUCCAAGGCCCAGAGGUCAUCGCCGGCCAGAUUUUUAGUUAUCCUGUUCGACGGACCUGGGAGUUUACGAGCGAGCACCCGAUUCGAAGCGUAUUCCCAUUAUGGCCCGUCUAUGGGCUGCCGAUGCUACUGCUCCGUUGGCUGUGGAUCGGCAAUGGAAAUGAUGGCGAAAUUCCACCCAUCGCCGUAUUUUGGACUUUGCGCGUCCUUAUGUUCUUGAUUAGCUUCGUCUUGGAGGACUGGGCCCUUCACGAACUGAUACCUUCGCCGCGACAUCGUCGCGUUGCCGUGCUAUUGGUUGCUUCGUCAUAUGUCACUUGGACAUAUCAAACACAUACUUUUUCGAAUUCAGUGGAAACUUUGGUUGUAGCAUGGAGUUUAGUUUUGAUUCAGCGUAUUGUGGAUACUCGGCAACAAUCAUCCCUCUUGUCUUCAACAGUGCUUGGAAUUGUUGCCGUUUUUGGCGUAUUUAACCGAACCACUUUCCCAGCAUUUUUAUUGAUUCCCGGCCUUCGUUUGAUACCCCAUUUUUGGAAUAAACCUUUGUCUUUUGCGGCCCUGGCCUCGGCUGCGUUAAUAACCACUGUAAUCGCUAUCGCGCUGGAUACCGCUUUCUACUCAUCUGAACCCGUCACAUGGACCGACCUAAUUCGCAAACCUACCAUCACACCACUCAACUUCUUCCUCUACAACUCCGACACUUCAAAUCUUGCCCAGCAUGGCAUACACCCGUGGUAUCAACAUCUAGCGGCAAACCUUCCGCAGCUACUUGGCCCGGCCGCUAUUCUGCUCUUUGCCAAGCCUCACUUAUCGCUGAGACUAUACUCCGCCAUCUCCGGACUUUUCGUUUUGUCCAUCUUCCCUCACCAAGAGGCUCGGUUUCUUUUGCCAACCGUGCCCCUUAUUCUUUCAUCGGUUGAGUUGCCCAAAAACAAAACCAUGUUGCGCGCUUGGGCAGGAGCAUGGAUUCUUUUCAACCUUUUCUUUGGGGUAUUGAUGGGAGUAUACCACCAAGGCGGCGUCGUUCCUGGCCAGGUGUUUAUGAGCAACCAGCCUGACGCAACUCACGCAAUUUGGUGGAAGACUUACACACCGCCAAUAUGGCUGCUCAACGGAAAGAACGAGGUUCUGCGAACUCAAGAUGUGAUGGGUCUCAAAGGCGACGCAUUACUGGCUCAGCUCAACGAGCUUGCAACGUGCGAUACGCCGGCUGAUCGACGAAACCGAGAGUACCUAAAAGAAAAGAAUGGGACCUAUUUGAUUGCACCAGCUUCAGCAACAUGGCUGGAUCCAUACCUGAAAAAUAAAGGAUUGCAAGGCUUGCGAUUUCGAGAGGUUUGGCGUUACAGAAAACAUCUGAAUUUGGAUGACCUUGAUUUUGGAGAUGACGGUGUUUGGAAUACACUGUCGCGAGUGAUUGGUCGUCGGGGUUUGAUUGCCUGGAGGGUCACCAAAAGCUGUCCAAAAUGA
This is a messenger RNA of Pochonia chlamydosporia 170, 1554 nucleotides long. Its product is annotated as GPI mannosyltransferase 4. Gene Ontology annotation, molecular function: alpha-1,2-mannosyltransferase activity. Bases 1 to 1554 code for a protein of 517 amino acids. Gene Ontology annotation, cellular component: endoplasmic reticulum membrane. Gene Ontology annotation, biological process: GPI anchor biosynthetic process. The record is from RefSeq and is a predicted model, not a curated record. The transcript has 4 exons. NCBI's taxonomy places the organism in Eukaryota, Fungi, Ascomycota, Sordariomycetes, Hypocreales, Clavicipitaceae.